Molecule: messenger RNA, 819 nt
Organism: Zasmidium cellare ATCC 36951
Lineage: Eukaryota; Fungi; Ascomycota; Dothideomycetes; Mycosphaerellales; Mycosphaerellaceae
Exons: 3
Coding region: 1-819 (272 amino acids)
Source: RefSeq, a predicted model, not a curated record
AUGGUUCUCGAGGCAAUCUACGUCGUGCGGCAUGGGUACCGCUCCAACUGGUCCGUCGACCCUUCGACAGGUACAUACUCCUCGAACAUCCCAUCACCAACCGGAAUCGUUGCGGAUCCCGCGCUUUCUGGCUAUGGAGUCAAGCAGGCUGAGCAACUGGGCGAGCAUCUCCUGGCUCUCGAUCCACCUGUCGACCUGAUCUACAGCUCGCCCUUCUACCGCUGCCUGCAAACUCUGAAACCCUUCACGACCGCUCUGGCCGCCCGCAAGCCCAUCCGCAUCAACAUCGAGCCUGGCGUGGGCGAGUUCUAUGGCCUCGCACGUUUCGACCAUCCCUCCCCCGCGGACAAGACCGAGCUCGACCGGCAUUUCGAUCAUCUGCACGCCUCAGUCCCUCCAUCCAUCGUUCCGAGUACGAAGGGCGAGAGCAUUCCUCAGCUACACGAUCGUGUAGCUUAUGCUCUCAAGCAACUCGUCGAGCAAGCUGACAAGGAUCCCAAUGGACCCAAGACUCUGCUCAUCUGCACUCACGCCGCGGUCAUGAUCGCCAUCGGCAGGGUGCUCACCGGACGGAUGCCAGAGGACGAGGGCGAGGACGACUUCAAUUGCUUUACCUGCAGCUUCAGUAAGUACGUGCGGCGGAAGAAGGGCGAGGCCUUGACGAACGGAGUGCACGCCCCUGUCACUUGGAGCGCCGACAAGCCAGAUGACGUACCUGACGUCGACUGGCGGAAUGGCAACGGCGUAGCUGGCGGUUGGGACUGCGUGGUCAACGGCGAUUGUUCAUUUCUCGAUGGUGGCGAGGAGAGAGGAUGGUAA